Miniopterus natalensis is the source of this 3473-nucleotide messenger RNA. RefSeq names its product carboxypeptidase X, M14 family member 2 (gene CPXM2). The record is from RefSeq and is a predicted model, not a curated record. Lineage: Eukaryota; Metazoa; Chordata; Mammalia; Chiroptera; Miniopteridae. Gene Ontology annotation, molecular function: zinc ion binding; metallocarboxypeptidase activity. Gene Ontology annotation, biological process: proteolysis.
CUGAUGUCGGAUGCACCGGCUUCUUUGGAAGAUGAAAGAUACUCCCAGCGGACUUCACCCAAGAAUCUGAUGGAGAGGAAUUUGCCCUUAGCUGGGCCAAAAGUGCCCUUUGAAAUUUUUGAAGAUUUCAGUUUUUCUUGAUAAGUAUCUGUUUUUUCUUUUGGUGGCUGUAGAGCAAUCUAAAAUGACUUCAUUAAUUGGCAGAAUACCAGAUGCUUUUGGUAUUUCAACUUGCUUUAUGAAGUCCGAACUAAGUAUGGUUUUCUGCAGAUCGGUCCCUCCGCUUGCUUUUGUCUGUUUGGUCAUUGAGUGACUGUAUCAUUCACUCUUUCACUCAUCUGUUCAUUCAUCAGAGCCGAUGAUCUACCAGAUUCUGGAGACCGAGCAGAGGUGGGGACGGCUGCUCUGCAGAAGAUGGUGGCGUUCUCACCACUGGGGACGAGUCUGCCAUAUGUAGAAGCAAAGGCGUUUCUCUCUCUCUCUCUUUAGGUAAAAAUAGCAACAGAAAAGGCAUGAGAACCAAGAGCUCCGAGAAGGCUGCCAGUGAUGAUCACAGCGCCUCCAUGUCCCAUGAUGAUGUCAGAGAGGGUUGCCCGCCUCUUGGUCUGGAAACCUUGAAAAUCACUGACUUCCAGCUCCAUGCAUCCACCGUGAAGCGCUACGGCCUGGGGGCGCAUCGCGGGCGCCUCAACAUCCAGGCAGGUAUCGGCGAGAACGACUUCUACGAUGGGGCGUGGUGCGCGGGCAGGAACGACCUCCACCAGUGGAUCGAGGUGGACGCCAGACGCCUGACCCGCUUCACGGCCGUCAUCACGCAGGGGAGGAACUCGCUCUGGCUGAGCGACUGGGUGACCUCCUAUAAGGUCAUGGUGAGCAACGACAGCCAUACGUGGGUCACCGUGAAGAACGGAUCUGGGGACAUGAUAUUCGAAGGAAACAGUGAAAAGGAGAUCCCUGUCCUCAACGAGCUGCCGGUGCCCAUGGUGGCCCGCUACAUCCGCAUCAACCCACAGUCCUGGUUCGACAACGGGAGCAUCUGCCUGAGGCUGGAGGUCCUGGGCUGCCCGCUGCCAGAUCCAAAUAACUACUAUCACCGGCGGAGCGAGAUGACCACCACGGAUGACCUGGACUUCAGGCACCACAACUACAAGGAGAUGCGCCAGCUGAUGAAGGUCGUGAAUGAAAUGUGCCCCAACAUCACCAGGACUUACAACAUCGGCAAGAGCCACCAGGGCCUGAAGCUGUACGCGGUGGAGAUCUCUGACCACCCCGGGGAGCACGAAGUCGGCGAGCCCGAGUUCCACUACAUCGCGGGCGCCCACGGCAACGAGGUGCUGGGCCGGGAGCUGCUGCUGCUGCUGGUGCAGUUCCUGUGCCAGGAGUACCUGGCGGGAAACGCCCGCAUCGCCCGCCUGGUGGAGGAGACCCGCAUCCACAUCGUGCCCUCCCUCAACCCCGACGGCUACGAGAAGGCCUAUGAGGGGGGCUCGGAGCUGGGGGGCUGGUCCCUGGGACGCUGGACCCACGACGGGAUUGACAUCAACAACAACUUUCCUGACUUGAACACGCCGCUCUGGGAGGCCGAGGGCCGGCAGAACAGCCCGCGGAGGGUCCCCAACCACUACAUCGCCAUCCCCGAGUGGUUCCUGUCAGAGAAUGCCACGGUGGCGGCGGAGACCAGGGCGGUCAUAGCCUGGAUGGAGAAAAUCCCCUUCGUGCUGGGCGGCAACCUGCAGGGCGGCGAGCUGGUGGUGGCGUACCCCUACGACAUGGCGAGGUCCCCGUGGAAGACGCAGGAGCGCACCCCCACCCCCGACGACCACGUGUUCCGCUGGCUGGCCUACGCCUACGCCUCCACGCACCGCCUCCUGACCGACGCCCGCAGGCGGGUGUGCCACACCGAGGACUUCCAGGAGGAGGGGACCGUCAACGGGGCCUCCUGGCACACCGUGGCCGGGAGCCUCAAUGACUUCAGCUACCUCCACACGAACUGCUUCGAGCUGUCCAUCUACGUGGGCUGCGACAAGUUCCCGCACGAGAGCCAGCUGCCCGAGGAGUGGGAGAACAACCGGGAGUCCCUCAUCGUGUUCAUGGAGCAGGUUCAUCGUGGCAUCAAAGGUGUGGUGAGGGAUUCACACGGAAAAGGAAUUCCAGACGCCGUUAUCUCCGUAGAAGGCAUCAACCAUGACAUCCGGACAGCCAGCGACGGGGACUACUGGCGCCUCCUGAACCCCGGAGAGUACAUGGUCACGGCCAAGGCCGAAGGCUUCACCUCGGCCACCAGGAGCUGCAUGGUCGGCUACGACAUGGGCGCCACGCGGUGCGACUUCACGCUCAGCCAGACCAACCUGGCCCGGAUCAGAGAGAUCAUGGAGAAGUUCGGGAGGCAGCCCGUCAGCCUGCCCGCCCGGCCGCCCAGGCUGCGGGGGCGGAAGCGACGACAGCGGGGGUGACCCCAGCUCCGGAGCCGAGUCCCAGGCCCCCGCAGAUUAAACCGUAGAGGACGGCCCGGUGUCCGCUCUGUCAUUCAGGAAGGCCUGGGGGAGCGUGCGUCCGGGCCCGGGGAGGGCUGCGGGCUUAGGGUCUCUUCUUUCCUUUGUUCCCGUGCAUCUAAGUCGCUUGGGCAGAGCAGCCGGGAGAGGCUGGAAGGAGUGGUUCACGCAGAGUCAGAGAGGAGCUUGCCGCGCAGGGGCUCCUGGCCGCCGAGGGGAGACGGGCGCCUCCCCGAUUGCGCGGCCGUGGGUUCCCUGUGCGUCUGCAACGUGCGCUGCGGACAUCACCGCGCCCCUGCGGCCCUGUUGUCCCAAAUGUCACCCUUCCAGAGGGUCCCGGGCACGCUAAGAAAAUCCAGCCUCUCUGCCCCAGGACGUUCCUCGCUGCCGCCCAUCCGUUCUGUGCUCUGUUGACCACGGGGAUGUUACCAAGUGCGCAUCGGGCGGCCCCUCGAUCAGUUUUGUUUCCCUGUCAACGCAGGGACGUGCUCACGGAAGGGGAGAGAGGCUGAAGUAAUUCAAGGGUGAUGGUUGGGCAGCGGGCGUGCUGGGGGCUGGUUGCAUGCACACUGGGGUUACAGAGCACCCCCACAUUCCCUGCUUGUCCAGCAGCCCUGAGGGUGCCCUGGGUGGUGCCAGCGGGAAGCCCCAGCUUCCCGAGGAACCGCAUCUCCUAGUCCGGCUCCUCCGUGAGCCGCUGGGACUCGGAAAGAGGGGGCGGGCCGACCCGCAACCCUCUCCCUGCGGCAGACCCUCCUCGCGGGGGGCGCGCCCCUCACGCUACCUGGCCGGGCCGGGGUCCGACGCGUGCGGCUCCGGGCCUUCCUGGCUGCGCUCAGUGUGGAGAAACGCUCCUAGAAUUACCUGUGGAGGGUCCGUUCCGGAGGGUAACUGAAUCACGUGCAGGAAACUCACUUUUUAUCGAUGUUGCUGCCUCGCGGACCUGGGAGUAAUGACAAAAAUAAAGAGAGCAAACGGUAA